Molecule: messenger RNA, 2529 nt
Organism: Folsomia candida
Lineage: Eukaryota; Metazoa; Arthropoda; Collembola; Entomobryomorpha; Isotomidae
Exons: 9
Coding region: 219-1556 (445 amino acids)
Source: RefSeq, a predicted model, not a curated record
UUUCACCAGAGAAAGGAGAAAGCUCCUGAAAACGUAUAGAAUACAUAGUCGUCGUGUGAGGAGGAUAAACUGCAUAUUGCUUCCAGUACAAGCUGCUUUUACGACAUAGCAGAAGUAGAUACGAGGAAGAAAGUUAAUACUUUUUUUACAAUUUCCACUUUUAUCUCUUUGGUCACUUACAUACUUCUUGGACAUCACAAUUCUCAAGAUAACGAUUAAUGAUGCAACGUUUCUUAGCGUUUGGUUUGGCAUUUACUUUUUCAAUCGUGGUGGUGCUGGGAGCUCCGGCAAUUCAAAAACAGCAGCAGCAGCCGGCCGAAAAUCCAGUAGAAACGCAUCAUACCAGGAUUUUUGGUAAUAAAAAUGUGAGGAUCACGGCUGAUGGUGGCGCAGAAAAUGACGCAGAUGAAGAGGAGGAAGAAUUGGAGUUGGAGAAUUUGAAGGGUCAUAAAGCAGUGUCGGCCGCUGCUAAAGACGCGACAACGACAAGUACGCAGGCAUCGGUGAACCAGAAAAGGCCAGAAAACGAGGAAAAACCGGCCAUCAGUGACAACGCAAACUCAUUAAAGUUUCCGCACCACAACCCGGGUGGAUUUGACGAGUCGCUCUUUGCCAAGAAAAGUGGACACAAUCAGGCUCAAGGUUCACCCAUCACGGAUCAAAAUCGACUACUUGGGAGACUUUUGGGAGACACGUCCGGUGGUGAACAUGAUCGUUUCAAUCUCCAACAAACGGAUUACACACCGCAGGACAUUGCCGAGUACAUCUUUUGGACGGGAGAUGAACGCGGGGUGGCAGCUGCGAUCGGAGACUUUCUCCAAGAAGGAUUCGUGAGUCGAGAGGAUGCAGUCAGAUUUUUGGAGGAUGUCAAACACGAAUUAAACGCCAUACGGGCCAGAUAUACGACGUCCUUGGCUCAAGUUCAACCACUACUUCAUGAGCAACAAGCUUCACCACCAAUGCUUCCAAACUUUAAUCUGGAUGGGUACAAAGGUUACGCAGCAGGGGAAUCACAAUUUUACCCGAAGAGAGACAGCACACCGCAAUUUCCUCUGCCGGAAAUCAUGAACGACAGACAGGCACAAGCACUACAAUUAUAUCCAGGACGAGGAGGAGGAGGUCUGUCGGGACCCAAUUCGAAUCUCGUGUCAGUGGAAGAAUUGGAUUAUGACGAGAUUGCAGACAAACUCAGAACGGUGGAUGCCAAGCUGCGAGAAUAUGCUCUGAAAGACGUUAUCUAUCAAAUUGGCAAGAAUCUAUUUGCUGAAAGUCUCAAGAACUCACCUGGACAGUCGACACAAAAGUUUUCCGAAUUCAUUGAAACACAGUCGGCGAGUGGAAGGAUUCCGAAGGAUCUGGAGAAGGAUGUUUUGGAUGUGCUGGUUGGUGCUUUCGUGGACGCGGUGGAUGACCGUGGGGUGCAGCAGGGAGAAUUGGAACAUCAGCUUCAAGAACACAGACAAAAUUCACCACCGAAACACGUUACAAACAAACUGGCUUCGUCGUCGGUGACGCCAACUGGUGGGAUUCAGGGAAAGAUUCAUGGAAACAUUUAAAAUAUUACGUGAAGAUUGAGAUUUUUAUUCGUUCGUUUAAUAAAAAUUGUUUUGGUAAUUUAUUUUUAUUGUGAGCUUGUAUAAGGAAAGUCCAGUUUGAACUUUCUUAUGUUAAUUCAUGUGCAUACAUUUUUGCUUAAACAAUAGGUUGUUAAAGUGUCAAGAUCUUACAUAUGUACUAUUUUGGAAUUUUCAUAAAUUUUCUUUUUAUUAAAUAUAUAGUUACAUAUUUAUGUAAAUUAGUUGUUGAUUCUAUAUACUCCAAGUUGUUAUUAAUUUCUUGACUGAAAAUAAUUUAAGAGUUAAGGAGUUUAAAUGUACCAAAUUCUGUAACUGAAUGAAUUCGUUUAAAUUACAUACGUAUGUACAAUGUUGGUAUAGGUGAAAGCACAAUGAAGAAUCUUUAAAUGAUUUAAAAUUACCUCACAAAAUUAUAUAUGUAUUGAUAUGAAGACUUUUUGGGAGAAAUUACAAUACGGAUUUACGGAUUUAGCAUUCCAUUAAAUUGUUACAUUGUUGUAAUAGCUGUAUUGAAAUUGGUUGAUAUAACAAGACUUUGCAAGUAUUGCACAAAAACAGGAACUCAGAUUUAUGUGGAAUGAUGUGGAUCAUCAGUGAAUUUCUCAUUGAUUUCCCUUAUUAGAAAAGUCACAAAAUAAACUUACAAUGGUUAUGAAAAGGCUGUGAAUGUGAUAUAUUUGCAUAGUUAACGUAUUUAGAAUUGUAUUUCAGAUAGUUUUAAAUUCUAUUGAGUAUUAUGGUAGGCAGUAUUCUCAUUUUUUGACCUUAUUUCAGUAUGAGCUUUGAAUGAUAUUUUCCUUUUAAAAGAUAUUCGAAAUCUGAAAUAAUUUGCAUUUUGAAAAUUGUAAAGUUUAUUCUCCAUUUUAUUUUUGUCAUUUUAUAGUCAUAACCACUUUUUUGUGAUCCAAAUUGAAUUUCCUGAAUACUUUAAUAAAAAAUAUUUUGUUGGUAA